GCGUUUAGAUGUUUAGAGUGGUGGAUAAAAUUAUUAUCAGUUCCUUCUUGCAAUGAAAAUUUUGUCGUUAGUAUUAGGGCAAUACGUGAAAUUUUUCCCUUUUUUAUUGCCAACGUUAUUUUAUUUAAACUACAAUUUAAUCCUUUGUUUUAAAUAAAUGUAUAGACAAUCGUAAUUCCGGAUAAAUGAAUUGAAAGCUGCGGGGUCCUAGAUAAGUGUUCGAACAAACACAAAUUCAGGAAAGUUCGAUGGAAAAAAUGUCUUGCUCAAGUAUUGUUUAAAAUGUUUUAAGUAAUUAAUAUAAAUUGGAUAUAUUCAAGAAUUUGAAACAAUGGUUUCAACAAGGCAAAUGACAAUAGGGAACAAUGGAGCUGGUGAAAGUAACCAGUCCACUAGUGAAGGACCUGCAAAAUUUACCAGAAACAGCACAAGUACGACAACUACACUUGCUGGUUGCAGUAGUUCUAUGCAAUACAGCAGAGUUCCUUCAUCACCUGUGCAAUCAACAUACCUUCUUGAUUUACCUCAAGAAAUUAUAGAAAAAAUAUUUAGUUACUUAAGAUUUAAGAAUAUCUGCCAAUUAAGAUUGGUGUGCCGUACUAUAAACCGCAUAUGCGAACAAAUUCUUAAUUCUCACUUUUUACGUCUACAAAAUCAAAUGCUUCAAAGGUUUCAAGAAAUCAAAGCCAAAAUGCCUCGAAGGGAGUCCGCUAGACGUAGUCAUCAUCUUGCCUGUGAAAGUGACAUCAUAGAAACUUUACAUAUGCGUUUGACUCUUUUACAAAUGUCUUUCGGAAAGCAUAUUGAAAGAAAACAUUGUUGCUUUUUUCCAGGAGAUAUUUUAGAUGAAGUGAACGACAUUUUACAUUAUAUUAAAGUUACUCCCAAAUUAGACCUGCCUUAUAAAGUUACUGACGAAAUGUUUGAUUUGUCCACAAUGGCCAUGGAGUACUUUAAAGAAAAAAUAGAACCAAAUUUGCCAGAAAUUGCUUAUUUUAGUUCUGAUUUUUUGAGUUUUCCGGGAAGGUUCACUAAUUCUUCUUCUCUUUUGGCGGAAACAUCUAAAGAUAGUGGCCAUGCAUCUACUGAUGAAAUAGAAAGCGGAGAAGAUAUGGUUGAGACAAUUCCACAGUCUAAUAUGGUACUACGUAAACGUAUUAGAAAAAUUAAACAAGGUAUGAAGCGUUACAAUAGUCAACUUAGUUUGUUGCGACAGGAUCUGAGGUCAUGUAAAAAGAAAACAUCUGAUCAACAAAAACAGAUAUCGGAGCAACAGAAACAGCUUGCUGAUCAACAGAAACAAACUCUUGAAUACGCUACUCGUUUGGAUGACUAUGAUAAGAAAAAUGAAGAAAUCUCUCGUAAGUUCAGUACAUUGCUUCAAGAAUUGAAUAAAUGCAAAACGGAGUUGCAAUAUUGGCGAUGUAGAUCUCCAACUACUCCGCCAUUUUGUAAUAAUUGUGGCAAUGCUAUUGGUCCACAACCAGAAGAAAUUCAAGCUUUAAUGAAUCAAGGGGUGAAUCCGGAGGGAUUAGGUAUAGAAGUAAUAUCUGACUCAGGUAAUUUGGAACAUCCAGAAUGCUCUAAAGCUAUUGAUGAAGAUCUAAAAGCCACUGAGAAGAAAUAUGUAACUAUAGACCAGCCAAGUACGUCAGUAGAUACGCUUCCUUCUAAAACAAAGAGAAAGGUAGAUGAAGAAAUUGAGGAACAGCCAAUAAAGAAAACGCGAAGGUUUUCAAAGAUACGUAGUAAACGCAGUGCAAAGGUGAGAGAUCCAACUCGUGGAAUUUGGAAUUAUUUAAAGAAGUUUAUAGAACGUUUUAUAAGGUUCAUUUUCCAGAAUCUCACCCAUUGAAUUUGCAGACAAGAGACAGAUUCGACUGCAGUAUUUUUUACUCUUGUUAUAGAUUCUUCUAGAAAUUUCGUUUAAAUAAAAUCCGGCUGCGAAAUUCGUUUUAUCGAAAAUGUAUUUCUUCUUCUACACUUUUCUAUCAAUUCAUAAUAAUGCUCAGGUUUGUAGUAGUUAAUUUUUUUUUAUUUUCAUUUCUAUAAAACCCAAAUCACAGUUAUUCGGCAGAAAGGAAUGACCCGAUACCAAAAAUUUGUGGUCUACCAUUUCAUUAUUAUUAUUUGAUGACUGAGGAAUUUUCCUCCCUGCUAAUGCUACUUUUUAUUAUGUGUAUUUGAGUUGUCAAUAUGCGCUAAAAUGCAUGAAUCUACUUCCUGUGCACCCCUUGAAGCUGUAAUUUAAUCGCAUAAAUACAUCUUGACAUUGUCGUCAUGGAAAUUAUGGAAACCCAAGUUGUAAACGUACAUAUUUCGCUUAUUAACGAAAUAGUUUCUUUUGCUUUUUUCUGGUCUUCUGCAAGACAGUUCUUCGGCAUUUUGUAAAAUUGCAUACUGAUUUUUCCUUUCAGUAAAUUACAUACUGAUUUUUCCUUUCAGUAAAUUACAUUUUUGGCAUGUGUAUUUUCGAGGAGCAUGGAAAUUUGAAUUAAAUUCAGUAUUUAAUAGUUUCCUGUAAAUCCAUCGAGGCAUCUUUCCACGAAGAUCAGUUCCAGUUGUUUCAGUAUUCAGAGCACGAGUUAACCGCCGUACAGAAAUUUUAUAGGUGACUAAAAAAUUUUCCGCAAACCGACACUUCUGACUUAUUAUUAUUGACAGAAAAUAUUUUUAACUGCAUUUUCUUAUGUCUUUCUCACAGAUAUAGAUUCUGGGUUAUAAAAUCUUUUAGUUUCCAAAAAUUAUCAAAAUUAGAUUUUAUUUCAUUAUAUUCUACGCGAUCUGAACAUUUUUUUGAACAAAAGUAUUCACAAGUUUUGAUUUUUUUUUGUUGUGUAUUCUUCGCCAUUAUUUCUUUUAAUUUUCUAAUACUUUGUGCGUAACUAUCCUCAUUUCUUGUCCGUUUUCUUUUCUUAUAUUUUUCUAUCUACACCAUUUGUAUUGUUUUACCUUGCACCAUAUCUGGGAUUUCUAAAUUUACAGUGAAGUCUUGUUACGAUUCAUCUGAAGAUGGUAGAUAAUUGUCUUAUUCUUUUUAUACAUAUUCCUAUAAAAAGUACGUUGUCAUUAACUUAACUAAACCCCUAUCUGUUGACAGUGGUCAAAUAUAUAAAUAUUUUCCACUAAUAAUUAGUUCCGAAGAGCACAACUGAAUUAUAUUGUUAGAUAAAUCGGAAUUAAUUGUCGUUUUUCUAUUAUUUGAUUGUUUUUUAUCGGCUUAUCAUCAUCAAAGAGGGUGUCGCGCCAAAUUUUUGACUUGGACCACUUUCAUAAUUAAUACUAAAUAACGUUGAACAAUUACAAUCACUAUUUGAAGGUUAAUUUUUGACAUUAUUGUAAAAACUCCAUUGAAUCAGUUUAAAAUAAUGUGUGGUGUGAAAUAAUUGAUAAACUCAGUUUUUUUAAGUUUUGACUGAGACCAUUUCCAUAAUUAUGGGCACACAUAUACGCAUACACUAUAAAUCAAAAGAGUUGUAAAUAACACUUGAAUUUAUUGUAGGAAUUAUCACUUUUUGGAAUAUCCCAUGUUCAUAAAUUACCUUAUCAAUGAAUAUAGAAAGUACUAUCAAGCUUGGUUCAUACUGAUAUCUUGAACUCACACACAUUAAAAAGCAAAUUUUAUUCACAUUAUUUCUAUUUUCAAUACGCAAUAUUAUAUGAAAAAUUUAUGCAGUUCAUCUAAUUCUAUUAUUAUCUGUUGAUAUUAAUUUAGUAGAAAACUAUCUUGAAGCUGCUUCCUUUUAAUGAUAUUUUUAUAUUUGUAUAGUAAUUAAUAAUUGAACCGCCUAUUGGAAGAUGGAAAUAAAUCCAAAAAUUAAUUUUGGAGAUAACUGAAAAAACUUACUAAUGUAAAUGUGUUGGAUUUAUUUCCAUCUUCCAAAUUAUCUUAUACUAUAUCGUCCCAAGCCAAAACCAUGAAUGUUCAAAACUAUAAUUUCGAGAUAAUGACUUUUAGUUUGUAAUGACAGGGAAAAAUAUGAUUUUUGUGCGAUUUUAAAUAUUUUCUGCCAUAAGUAUAAUUCGUACUGACCAAUUUAAGCAGCCUAACAAAAUUUUGGAUAUGUUUAUUUAUUUUUUUUUUUGGAAAAACAUACCCUUGUGUUUAUGCCAUUGAAAUAUUUUAAACAAAUGUUCGCUGAACACAAUAAUUAAAGUCGUUAAGUUUUCACAAACUCAAACAAGGAUUUAAACUGUAACAGUCAGCUAAUUAAAAGUAAAAAAAACAUUUUGUAACCUGAAAAUAAAAACUGAAAUGAAAUGAAAUAGGUAGCUGAUCAUUGUUGGACAUGUUUAAUGUAACUUUUCUUUGACGUCCUUUUUGGAACAAUUUACUUCCUUAAAAUCUUCAUCUAUGUAAUAGGGUCCUUGCAUACUUUUUUUUAUACCUUAAUUACGUUUAGUAUAUCGUUCUUAAUCACACACUAUUUCUUAAUUUUUUUUAAACAGUAUAUUAUUUUAUGAAAAAAAUUGAAUAAAUUUAAAUGCCUAAAUGAAUCGCCAAAACACAUUUGAUAUUACAUGAUUGAGUGUGACGUAAAAAGAAAGUAAACAGACUUAAGUGAGGUUAGAAGUAAAUACAGUUUAAACAGAGUAGUUGGGAUUCUUUUCAAAAAACACUCGCAUCGUUGUGAGUAUUUUGUAGAAUACAAGAUGUAUUGUACAAUCACUAGUAUAAAAACAAUAAAUAAAGUUUUCGUGCAAGUCCCUCGGGAGGACAAGCAACGAAAACAAUGGUUUGAAGCUAUAAGAAGGGAUUAUGCAAUUAUUAUAUUUGUGAAGACCAUUUCAAUGUUAGUUUUAUCUAUGGGUAUUAAAAAAAUGUUAACUUAUUGCUAUUUUUACUGUAGUUUGAAACAGAUUUUCAAAAUUGUAUGAUGUGGAACCUAAAAACAAUGCAAAAUAAUUUUAUUUUAAUAGUUAUUCAUUUAAUGUUUGUCAUGUCAAUUGGCCUUUUAAUUGCCAUAAACAAACAGUUUAAAAUCCUAGCAAGAAAGGAUUUUAAUAUUGCAAUUUAUAUGAAAAACCAUUAAAAUUAAAAAGU
Diorhabda sublineata is the source of this 5044-nucleotide messenger RNA. It is a transcript of the gene dmpd, whose product is annotated as F-box only protein 28. The coding region runs from base 332 to 1855 and encodes 507 amino acids. Gene Ontology annotation, cellular component: nucleus. The transcript is spliced from 7 exons. Gene Ontology annotation, biological process: positive regulation of DNA-templated transcription. Gene Ontology annotation, molecular function: transcription coactivator activity; protein binding. The record is from RefSeq and is a predicted model, not a curated record. Lineage: Eukaryota; Metazoa; Arthropoda; Insecta; Coleoptera; Chrysomelidae.